Toxotes jaculatrix (banded archerfish) is the source of this 6058-nucleotide messenger RNA. RefSeq names its product filamin-A-interacting protein 1 (gene filip1b). NCBI's taxonomy places the organism in Eukaryota, Metazoa, Chordata, Actinopteri, Toxotidae. The record is from RefSeq and is a predicted model, not a curated record. The coding region runs from base 428 to 4012 and encodes 1194 amino acids. The transcript has 6 exons.
UGCUAACACAGACUGAGAGCACAGGUUAAAUAUAGAGCAGACUCUCACUCCUGACUCAAAGACAGAGGCUGAACAUCCUGUGGCGAAAAGAAGAACUGAUUUUAUUUGAGCUGAAAGAAAGUCUGUCUAUCCUCACCUCUGCUCUGACACUGCUUCUCUCUCUCGCUCUCUCUCUCCUCAGUUUGAACCAUUACUCUGUCGUCCCGUGAGUUUACGGACCAAACUUGAAGAGGACGAAGCUUCACACUGCUCUGUUGUCUCUGUGUCUCCAGCCUUGGCUGAGGAAGAGGGAAGUUAAAAGAAAGGAGACGAAGACAUUUCAGACACAACAGUGAUGUGAGCGUUGUUGUCAGUGAAAGACCUGAGGAGUUUUGGGACUGGGCAGCUGUGACACCUGGGAAGAGCUGAGAGACCAGGUGAAACAAAAAUGCGAUCCAGGAACUGCACCGUGGACGGGCCGGAUGACGGACACAUCCAGUCCUCGAAAGGUUUCAUCAAGCAGGAGGAGGAAAACACACCAGAGCUGACAAAGAGGAAGAUGAGAGCCCAGCGAGAGGACAAGGACGGGAGGACGGGGGCUUCUGGGACAACAAGGAAACCUCAGAAACCUGCAGAGAGCAGGAAAACAGAACUGUCAAAGAAGGACCUGCUUCACCUGCUGGGAGUCAUGGAAGGAGAAGUUCAGGCCAGAGAGGACAUCAUCGGCCUGCUGAAGUCAGAGAGAACCAGGCCGGAGACUCUGGAGGCUCACUAUGGUUCAGCCGUCCCCGCCAAACCCCUGCAGGCCCUGCAGAGAGACGCACUGCUCACCCACAGCAACAGCACAGACGACGUGUACGAGAAGCCCAUGGCCGAGUUGGACCGUCUGGAGGACAAACAGAAGGAGACGUACAGACGGAUGCUGGAGCAGCUGCUGCUGGCUGAGAAAUGUCACCGCCGCACCGUCCUGGAGCUGGACAACGAAAAACGCAAACACGCCGACUUCAUGAACAAGAGCGACGACUUCACCAACCUGCUGGAGCAGGAGAGGGAGAGACUCAAACAGUUGCUGGAGCAGGAAAAGGCCUACCAGGCUCGUAAGGACAAGGACCACAGCAGGAGGCUGGAAAAGGUCAGAGCCGAGCUGGUGAAGCUCAAGUCCUUUGCCCUGAUGUUGGUAGAUGAGCGGCAGCUGCACCUCGAGCAGAUUGACCAGCAGAGCCAGAAAGUCCAGGAUCUCACUCAGAAGCUGCAGGAAAAAGAGCAGCGGCUGGUAGCUGUAACCAACACCGCCAAGGAGGACGGCCAGAAGGUCCUCAAGCUAGAGGCCGAGCUGGAGCACAGAGCAGCCAAGUUUGCACAGGAGCACGAGGAGAUGACCGCAAAGCUCGCCAACCAAGAGUCACAAAGCCGACAGCUGAGGCUGAAGCUGGUGGGACUUGCACACAAGAUUGAGGAGCUGGAGGAGAGCAACAAAGUGCUACAGAAAUCAGAGGAGGACCUGCAAGAGCUGAGGGAGAAGAUCAGCAAAGGGGAGUGUGGCAAUUCAUCUCUCAUGGCUGAGCUGGAGAACCUGCGGAAGAGAGUGCUGGAGAUGGAGGGCAAGGACGAGGAGAUCACCAAAACAGAGACUCAGUGCAGGGAGCUGAGGAAGAGGCUGCAGGAUGAGGAGAACCACAGCAAAGAGCUGAGGCUGGAGGUGGAUAAACUGCAGAAGAGAAUGGUUGAACUGGAGAAACUGGAAGGGGCUUUCAACAGGAGCAAGACAGAGUGCUCUCAGCUUCAUACAAACCUGGAAAAGGAGAAACGUGUUGUGAAGGAUCUGGCUGUUGAGUUGGAGACAGUGAAAACCCGGCUGAAAGAGCUGGAGUCGUCAGAGUCCAAGUUUGAAAAGGCAGAAAUGGUCCUCAAAGACGAUCUUGUGAAGCUGAAAUCCUUCACAGUCAUACUGGUGGAUGAAAGAAAAAACAUGGCAGAGAGACUUAAGCAGGAAGAACAGAAAAGUGAUGAAUUAAGUAAGAUGUUUAAGGCAGAGCAAGGCAAGGUCACAGAGGUCACAGAGAAGCUGAUUGAAGAGAGCAAAACACUUCUCAAAUUCAAAUCAGAGAUGGAGUUUAAGGUGACAGCUCUCACUCAAGAGAAAGAUGAGCUAAAAACCAAACUUGCAAGUGAAGAGGAAAAGUGCAGGGAGCUAAAUAACAAGCUAAGCAGUAUGAAAAUAAGAAUGGAUGGACUUGAGGAGACUGAGAGGGAAGUGCAGAGAAAGCGGGCCAACAGGGACAGUAACAAAAAUCCAGAUGAAGACAACAAAGUAAAAGAGCUCACGUUAGAAAUUGAAAGACUGAAGAGCAGGCUCAAACAACUCGAGGUGGUGGAGGGAGAUUUAAUGAAAACAGAGGACGAGUAUGAUCUACUCGAGAAGAAAUUCAGAACAGAGCAGGACAAAGCAAACGCCCUUUCUAAGCUGCUGGAAGAAAUGAAAAGUCAGAUUGCCAGAAACAAAGCAAUAGAAAAAGGUGAGGUCAUGAGUCCUGAGGCCGAGCUUAGAAUUCGCUGCAAGGUGGAGGAGGCUAAAACCAGAGAGCUGCAGGCGGACGUCCAGGCCCUGAAGGAGAAAAUCCAUGAACUGAUGAACAAGGAGGACCAGCUCUCCCAGCUGCAGGUGGAUUAUUCUGUGCUGCAGCAGAGAUUCAUGGAGGAGGAAGAGAAGAAGAAGAGCAUGAGUCAAAAUGUGGACAGCCUUACCAAGGAACUGGAAGCUACCAAGCGUUACAGUCGCGCAUUGAGGCCUAGCAUGAACGGUAGGAGGAUGGUUGAUGUCCCUGUUACCUCCACAGCGGUGCAGACAGAUGUGAUCGCCGGCGAACCUGCUGAGGAUGAUACGACAGCGGGCUUCAUUCGAAAAUCAGUCCUUGAGGAAAACCACUUGAUGAGCAACCUCAGACAAAGGGGUCUUAAAAAGCCAACGGUUCUUGAGCGAUACCCUCCAGCGUCUGCAGAACAGAGUAAAUCCUGGGCACCCUGGAUCAAAAAGAAAGAGGCCAUCACUCUCACUCAGACCACUCCCGAGAAGACCAACGGGGCGUCCUUGCACCCUCCAGAAAUGACCAUGUCCCAAAAGCCAGGUCAGCCACUACACAUCCGAGUGACCCCGGAUCACGAGACCAGCACCGCCACCUUGGAGAUCACCAGCCCUCGAGCUGAGGAUUUCUUCUCCAGCACCACCAUAAUCCCGACACUUGGACUGCAGAAACCUCGAAUAACAAUUGUCCCUAAGCCAACAACUGUGACCUCAAAGAGCAAUGCCUGUGAUAUGAUGGGAGGUUUUGAUCGAGCCAAAUCUCCGGUCACAAUAACCACCAUCACCAGGGCCAAGAGUCCGGAGAAGACCAACGGCAGCAGCUCUGGCAGCCUUCAGUCUCCAGUGUCCAUCAUCACAGUCAGCACUACUCCUGUGGCUGAAGCAUGUGCUUCACCUGAGCCUCAUGAAAUUUCCGCCAGCCGCACUGUGAUCAAAAUGACACCGGAGAAGCAACCUGGGCCUGCGCCUGUCAGGAAAUACAACACCAACAGCAACAUUAUCACAACAGAGGACAACAAGAUCCACAUCCACUUGGGUCCACAGUUUAAAAGACCUUCUGAAGGAUGCAGUAAUCCUGUGUUGACGCUCAGACCUCUUGGUAUGAGCUCAGAAAGUAAAGAAACACCAACAGGAACAGUGCUCCGCUGCCCACGCCAACCCUCAACGGGGAAGACGACUCCCGGCAAAAUGACAAGCAGCAUAACGAUCACACCCAUCACCUCAGCAGCCUCCAGGCCGACACAGUCAGUGCCCGGUUCGGAUGUGCAGUCAGCUCGGAGCGCGGCCACACGGAUCCCUGUGUCAAAAGGUAUGAAACCUACCAGCAAGGCGGUUCUGGGAGUGUCGACGGUGACGAGGUUAGAGUCGCGGGCAGAGAGCCAGUCGAUGAAAAUCGAGCUGAGGAAGCCGACGGUGUGCGGCUCUGCCUCUGCAGCAGGAGGCAAGAGCUGAGGGCUGAACACGCUGCCAUGGCAACGACUAAAUGUGAACAUCUCAUGAUUGAGUUUGUCACUGCUGCCAAAUCUGAGAUACAGGCCACAUCAGCAUUCAUGCACAACUGGGACUCUGUGUGUGUGAUGCUGCCUUUCACAACAGCUUAGCUUUCCAAACAGUGUUUUAUAUCAUUCAGACCUUCAGUUUGCAACUGCACAUGUUUUCAGGAAAGAGUUUAAGUAAUUUAAAGGGCUGGUUUUUAAGGUUUUAUGUUUAUGCACCUCUCUUUGCAUGUGAAAGCUCAAUUUUGAUUAACUGCAUCAUGGUGAUCCUUGGCAGUAGGUGUAGACUUUUAAUCUCAUCAUUCAUAUUUUUCAUAGCAUGUGUUUAUUUCACCACAACUUAUGGAGGUUUCCAGUCACUGGAGCACUGUGAAUUGUUUGAGGAGUAUGAAUUGCCAUCAUUUGUGACAGGCGCCAUAAUAAAAACUAUUUAUCUCUGAACCCAUCAUGGCUUUGCUUUGCUUUGUAGCCUUCAUUCUCUGUGUGUGGAUGUUUGGGCUUUGUGUGACUUUAAAAGGUGUGAGUGUCAACCAGGAAACCUCCAUAAUAUUAACUCAUGUAGCUAAACGAAACACCGCUGGGCAGCCAUGAAGCUCAUGUGUGAGAACAGUAGUAUAUCUUAGAAAAACACCAAGUACAGUGUUUGACACUGGGUUCUCACAUUAAACUAUAAGUCUUGUUCACUGAAGACAUUUUGCAUAAGUGACACAACUAUUUUGUAAAGAGAGUAGGAAAGAAGAUGAAUGGGAGGAUAAAGAGACAGGAGUUGGACUCGGUCCAGGUUUAUAUAAAAAUCUAAUUUCUUCAAAAAGGACAAGUCAGACACAUUGAUCCUCACAUCAGCUGCAUGAUAAUGUUCAGCUUUCCUGCAGACAUCUUUACGUAUUUCUGUGGUUGCAAAGCAUAUUACUGUCCAUCAUAUUUGAUCUUUUCAGUAUUGCAUAAGAGACACAGUCUAGCUCCCUCUCAUGGACAAGAACAAAAACACAGAAUGACCAUGUCAAGAAGAAACUGAGAAGACCAGAGACCCAAAGUAAAUGAUUCUGUGGCCUUAAUCAGCUUCUAAUAACCAAACAACCAAGAGAAUGAGGGGGAGGGAAACAGGGAGGUGAGAGAGCACAUUAAACAAUGACCGAGAGAUGGUUUGGUAAUCGAGUCUGGAACAAGCAUCUGGAGAACCGGAGGGUAAACAUGAGGACGGUGUCCAGUGCUGAUUCAUAACAAGCUGAGUGUUUUUGUUUCAGCUGCAGCCUGUUGGCCAUGACUCCCACGAGGCUGCUGUGCCGAGGAUUCGGUGGAUCAAAUGUUUCUUCCUGGGAACAACAUCAGAGGCUGAACAGGAUUAUUAAAAUCACAUCUGAGCCUGGUCAUGCCAUGUCCUCCUCCUCUGAGAAAACUCUUUAGAAACUAGGUGUAGGACAAAGAUGCCUCUGCUGCAGUAAAGCUGCAUUUCAAAUUCUGCUUUUGUUGCCUGAGGAAAGAUUUAAAGAAUUCCCAGCUCUGAGCAGGGCUGGUUAAUACACAGUACAUCAGUCACUAUCAAUAUUACUGACUUUUACUGCUGGGAAAAGAAAUGACAGCUCUUCAAUGAGGCCGUGACACCAGGGUCUGGCACUGGCACCUGUUCAUGAGUUGGACCAACGCGUCACAUCGGCCUCCUGGUUUUAAAUCCACGUCAGAAGAAUUUUUGACAGCGUGAUUUCAGGACUGCAAUAACACGCUGCUGCUCAUAAAGUUGGAAUAAAAUAUAUUUUGCCUCUUCUUAUGAAAUGAUUGUGACAAUGUGAUUUAUUCUCGAUAGAUAAAGUAUAUAUCUUCUCCAAACUUUAUUGAUCAAUCAAUAAAGUCGUCAACAAACUGGUGGCAAACAUUAAGUCCAAUAUCAGCGCUAUGCAUCACCCAACUCAAACUCUGAGCCUCUGAAAUCUGUUAAAAAUCUUUGCAUAUGAAUUCAAAACAUGUUCCUGAAAAACGUUCUUUGUUCCAGAAAUCCAGUUUUCUU